AGUACAGUCUGCGCCCCCCACAGGCCAGAGCCCGCGCUGCCCGGGGCUGUGCGCUGUAGCUGCAGUGUUAGCUGAGUGUUAGCCUCACACACACAUAACAGUCAUGGCGGAGAAUGAGACCCUGGAGUGUAUAACGGAGCACGAGCGGAUUUUGCAGGAAAUUGAGAGCACCGACACGGCUUGUGUUGGUCCCACUCUUCGGUUGUCCGUCUGGCUGAACAGCUACACCAGGAGACUGCCGCACCACCCCCCAAAAAAAGAAACGGCAGGAGACAGCGCAAAGAAAGAGAUGGAGAAAUAUUUGAGAGACACGACUACAAUCCAGUCUGGCCCACUUGCAUGGUGGAAGCACAACAGUGACCGGUAUCCCAAACUGGCAUUUGCGGCCAAGUACUGCCUUUGCGUUCCGGCCACUUCAACCCCGUCAGAGCGCAUUUUCUCAAAGGCUGGCUACAUCGUGAACAAGACCAGAAGUUCACUUUUACCUGAGAAUGUGGAUAAACUCAUCUUCCUCGCACACAACAUGAAGAGAGUGUAGGUAGGCUGGCUUAAGGCUUAGUCAAAUGAAGCUUGCAACCUGAUUGUGAUUUAUUUGUUUAUUUGAAAGAUUGGAAAGAAAUUGUUCGUUUCUUGAAGUGUAUGCUACCUCCUACCUUGUUCUAUUUGUUACAGUUCGUUUUAUUCUAUAUAAAGCCAAGCCAUUCAUUUAUUUGUAUUUAAAUUGUUCGUUUAUUAAAAUGUGUGCUGCUGUUAUUAUAAUUGCGCUACCUUGUUUUAUUUAUUACAGUUCGUUAAUUAAUUUUUCGUUCUUCAUUUAAAUACUGUUUAAUGUAUCGGUAACAAGUAUUACACUGUUAGGCCUACUGUUACGGCUAUGUUAUUAAAAGUAUUGUUGUUAUAACAGAAAUAUGUGUUUUGUAUCUUUGUUUGACUCUUCAGGUUGUAAAACGUUAUAGACGGAAUUUGGAACCGGAUUUGGUCCCCGGGACCGUUCCGAAUAUUCGCUGUUGAUUACUACUGAAUAUCCGGAGACCAAAAAAUGGUAUUCGGGACAGCCCUAGUUACGACAACAUCGUGUUUAAUGGUGAGGGAUGCGUUU
Molecule: messenger RNA, 1099 nt
Organism: Gymnodraco acuticeps
Lineage: Eukaryota; Metazoa; Chordata; Actinopteri; Perciformes; Bathydraconidae
Product: zinc finger BED domain-containing protein DAYSLEEPER-like
Exons: 2
Coding region: 104-538 (144 amino acids)
Molecular function (GO): protein dimerization activity
Source: RefSeq, a predicted model, not a curated record